Molecule: messenger RNA, 1269 nt
Organism: Python bivittatus (Burmese python)
Lineage: Eukaryota; Metazoa; Chordata; Lepidosauria; Squamata; Pythonidae
Source: RefSeq, a predicted model, not a curated record
AUGAGGAUUCUCAUCAAGACUUACACACAGGAUAUUGGUGGUGAUGACAUUGUAUUAACUCAGAACUACCAACAUAUUCUGGCCUUGCAAUUUGCAGUAGAAACGAUUAAUGAAAAUCCAAGGAUCUUACCUAAUGUCACUUUGGGGUUCCAUAUUUUGAACAGCAAUUUCCGGGCAAGGUGGACUUAUCGUGCCUCAGUGGAACUGAUCUCUACACGGGGCAAAUUCAUCCCUAAUUAUAAGUGUGAUGUCCAGGCUAAUGUAGCCACUGUUAUUGGUGGCCCUAAUGCUAAUGUGUGCCUGUUUAUGGCAACCAUUCUGUGCAUCUACAAAGUUCCACAGUUUGCAUAUGGUUCAGCUCCGGUGAUGAAUGACAAAUCCCAGGGCAGUUUCCUUCAUCAGCUAUUCCCAAAUCUUGACCAUCACUACAAGGGGAUUCUCCAGCUAUUGCUAUAUUUCCAGUGGACAUGGAUAGGUGUUAUAUAUGUAAAUGAUGACAGUGGAGAGAGCUUUGUGAAAAAUGUGCUGCCCAUUUUUGCCCAGGAAAGUAUCUGCUUUGAUUUUGUGGAAACAUUUCCACAAAUAGGUUUUUCCUCAGAAAUUAACUCAAUAGCAUUGGAAGGACUGAAGACAAUCGGCAUUGUUAUGGGAAGGAAGGCCAAUGUAGUGGUUGUGCAUGGUGAAAUUCAAAGUAUUAUGGUUUUAAGAAUUAUGCUUCAGUUCUCAGAAUUUCAUGAAAUACCAAUGAAGGCCAAAGUAUGGAUUUUCACAGCCCAAAUGGAUUUCACUUCACUUCCAUUACUACGGAGCUGGGACAUGGGCUUCAUCCACGGCGCUCUCUCUCUUGCAGUUCACACCAAAGAAGUAUUCAGCUUCCACCAAUUCCUUCGAUUCAGAAAGCUUCCAUCAGAAAAAGAAGAUGGUUUUUUCAGGGAUUUCUGGGAAGAGGCAUUUCAGUGCUCUUUCUCCAAUUCCAAUGUAGAAAUGAAGUCAGGGGAAAUCUGCACUGGAGAGGAGAAGUUAGAAACUCUUCCUGGGUCUGUGUUUGAAAUGAGCAUGACCAGCCACAGCUAUAGCCUCUAUAAUGCAGUUCAUGCAGUGGCAAAUGGCUUGCAUGCUGUGCGUUCCUUGACAGUGAACAAAAGAACAGUAGUUUUCCAGAGCCAUUUAAUUGAGCUAAUGAAAUAUAAGGUGUUAUAUGUCACCCCCCUAAAAAUCCUCCAGGCACAUGAGAACUUAAAUGGAGACAUCCAAGAAGGAACAGAGUAA